AUGAAGAGACCACAAUCAUCUUGCCUCCCUGCUGUUCCUCUGUAUCCUGCCCAACCAGCCCGCAAAGAAUGUUGCAGUUACUUUAUCUCCAAGCCCCUUGUCCCCCCCCCCCACCUCGCCCCCUGCCUUGACCCCAAUCUUGGAGUGAUGUUGGAUUUUCAGCUUGUUUUCUCCCCUGUCCACCACUGCCGGUCCACCCCUGUGCUUCUCAAUGUUCUGCCUUGCGUGCUCCGAGCCAGUGAAGGAACGUUCAAGGACUUGAAUAACCCAAGCCGGCCCCAGUCAGUUCUACUGCUUCUUUGUGUGUGUGACCAUUUUACCAGUCAAUAA
Messenger RNA from Podarcis lilfordi (Lilford's wall lizard), 330 nucleotides. The record is from the annotation of a GenBank genome assembly. NCBI's taxonomy places the organism in Eukaryota, Metazoa, Chordata, Lepidosauria, Squamata, Lacertidae.